AUGGCUAGCGUCGGGCAAUCAUCUAGGAAUUCCUCUACCACUGGUGUUGCCUUCGAAUUAUUGUUCAAGUUUGUUCUCCCAUGCUCCCUCUUCCAUCCCAACUCUUCCGAUUUGAUCAGGCGGAUAAACUACCCCAAUGACCCUGUCUCCCUUUCCCAAUCCACCCCCAGAUA
Messenger RNA from Acaulospora colombiana, 173 nucleotides. The record is from the annotation of a GenBank genome assembly. NCBI's taxonomy places the organism in Eukaryota, Fungi, Glomeromycota, Glomeromycetes, Diversisporales, Acaulosporaceae.